Saprolegnia parasitica CBS 223.65 is the source of this 2325-nucleotide messenger RNA. RefSeq lists its product as hypothetical. The transcript has 21 exons. Bases 40 to 2325 code for a protein of 761 amino acids. The record is from RefSeq and is a predicted model, not a curated record. NCBI's taxonomy places the organism in Eukaryota, Oomycota, Saprolegniomycetes, Saprolegniales, Saprolegniaceae.
UUUCGCUUGGCAUUGUAAUCGGCAGAAAGAUACCGCGGGAUGAAGGCAGAGGUCCGACCGAGCCCGGAUGCGCCCAAGACGACAGCGUUCCAAGUCGGCAAGGUCGCCACGGACCCAUGGAAGGCUUCGUUCCAGGACGCCAGCAUCCGCGUCGGCGCCGGCGAGAAGGAAGAGUCCUACAUCCCUGUCCAGCUCGCACGGCAGUCGCUGCAGCGCGUGGUCGACGACAUGCACGAGAUGAAGGCGCGACAGCAGGAGAAGGUUCAAGCUAUCAUGGAUCGCUACGCGGCCAUUGAAGCGUCGACCAAGCAGCACUACGAAGCCUUUGUCCUCGACAUCAAGCGGCGAGCGCUCGAGCGCGUCCAGACCCAGAAGCAGCAGUACGCGCAGCUGCGGCUCGAAACCGACGCCGAACGUCAAGUGGCGACCGCUCGCAUCGAGAGUCUCGAGGCGAGUGCACGCGACAUGCACGACCGACAAGUCCAGAUGCUGGCCAUGUACCAGUCGGAGCGGGAGACACUGCUUCUGGACCAAGCGCUCGAGCUCGGGUCGCUCAAAAAAGCCUAUGAGGUCGAGCAGAGUCGACUGCGCGAACUGUGGUUGGCCAAAACGGCGACGUUGGAGCAGGCCCACCGGUGGCUGCACAUGCGCUCGGAAGACGACGCAGCGCGCUGCAUGGAGCUCAACGCGACGUUGACGACGGUCACGGCGACCGCCAAGCACCAACACAUGCACCAAGUGGCGAGUGCUCAAACCGACCAGGCGAUUGCACUGCACGUUGCGCAGGCCGUGUCGGAUUUGUGUUGGCAGGUGGCGCUGCUUCAUCGACCACUCGUCGUGCAUCAAAUGACGGCAACCGAUGCAGCGCCGUCGCCGCGGCCUCUGCCCGAGCCCAAAGAGGUCCUGUGCCAAGAGACGCAGACGAUCCUCGACCACGUCCAGAACGAAGCCUCCGAGGCGCAGACAGCCCUUGUCGCGGCCAAGGUACAGCCUUUAACGCAGCAUGAUGGCAUCGAUAUCUCGUGUUUCGAGCAGCGUUGCGAAGAAGCGUUGCGGCACCAGCUCCGAGCCGCCGAGCACACGCGCGACGUGUGCGAAUUGCAGAUCGUCCGUGACGUGCUCGACCAGCUCGUGCUUGAAACGGCCUGUGCACACGCAGAUUGGCUCGCGGAGUUUGAAGCGACCAACCACCGCGAACCAUCGAUUCAAGACAAGGCGCAGGUCAAAGACAUGUACAUUGCCUUCAAGCAAGCCGAAGAGCACUACAACCGGUCGCGAGAGCAACUCAACGCGCAAAAACAGCUCUAUGCGGCCAAGUUGGCCGAAGUCGAGACGCUCCAGUCGAGCCAAACGAUGCAGACCUUUCCCCACCACACACUGGUGGCCCACCUGCGCGCGGCGCUCGACGACACACAGCGACGGCUCGACGUUGCUUUGCACAAGCCCAUCACGCCGGCGCUGGUCGACCGUGGGGUCCGGGCAUCAUCGCCGCACAUUCCACCGCGCACCAACGAGACGAUGGCGGCGCUGCAGAAGCGGGUCGACGAGCUCUCCGCGCAGCUCCAAAUCGCACAAGCCAAUGCGCAGCUUCACGCAUCCGAGGCCAGCGAUCUUGGUACUAUGGCGGCUGCAACGCCACUACCAACGAGUACACCCGACGACUUUGAGAACGCUUCGACCGUGCACGCCACAGUGGAAGCGGCGUUGCAAGCCGCGCUGGACGACGCCCGGCACGCCCAAGCGGAUCUCCAGCACAAUGUCGACACCCUGCACGAACGCAUUCGCGCGCUCGAAGCCGACGCCGCGGUGCGCGCAACCGAGCUCGCCACAGGCACCUCCUGCACCGAGAGCGUUGCCGCCAUCAAGCAGACCAUCGCCGAGACCAAGACGCUCGUGGCCGGAAAGGCGGCGGUCGCACUGCGCAAGCAGCUCGAUGCCUUUGUCGUCCUGGCCGACGCCGAGCCGAUCGGCAAAGGCGGCAAGGACGAUGACGUCAACAGCCGCCUCUUGAACAAGAAGCUCCAGGACGCGGAAAAGAAGGCGAAAGCCGCGUUGGACGAGGCCGAGAAGCAAGCGACGCGGCGCAUUGCAAGCCUCACGAACGAGCUACAAGCGGCAACGACCAACGUGACAUCGCUGACGGCCAAGAUCGACGAGCUCAACGCCCAAGUGGCCGAUUUGAGCGCCAAAGCGACGCUGCUCAAUAACGUCCAAGGCGAAGUCGAGAAGCUGCGCCAGGACGCGGCUACGGCGGCCCAAACCGCCCAGGAGCUCUCGACGCUCCAAGGCGCCUUUGCCAAACUCGAAGAUAAUUACAAAGAAUGA